This is a messenger RNA of Colletotrichum godetiae, 480 nucleotides long. RefSeq lists its product as uncharacterized. The transcript has a single exon. NCBI's taxonomy places the organism in Eukaryota, Fungi, Ascomycota, Sordariomycetes, Glomerellales, Glomerellaceae. Bases 1 to 480 code for a protein of 159 amino acids. The record is from RefSeq and is a predicted model, not a curated record.
AUGGGUUGUGAAGAAGAAGAUAUCACAGGCAUUUGGCCAGUCGGUGUUUCUUACACGGCUGACCAUCUAAACUGGGGCACGCCAUCUACAAUCAGCGAGAUCUCAUUCCGGGGCGCAAAUGUUGGCCUCGAUAUUGGAACACAUGCUAAGAUGCAAAUUCACGACAACGCCAUCUCAGCCUUCGAGGGCGCCGACGACGAGAAUAUCUUUGAGCGAACCCUGAACAGCUGGGAGUCACUGCCAACUUUGGCAAAGGAUGCCCUUACAGACGUUCAGUAUGAGAAGACCCAGGUUCCUUUUAAUGACGCCGACCUUCAAGCUCAGAUGGACGCUGCGUACCAGGAGAGGUUCUUUGCGGGCAUUCCAGAGGUGGCGGAUUGCGACCUAGUGGAAGACCGACCACCUAAGGUUGAUACUCCGGAUGACCCUCCUGUGACUGUUACUACCUCUGCGCCAAAGACGGAACCCACUGGAGCAUAG